Molecule: messenger RNA, 553 nt
Organism: Kogia breviceps (pygmy sperm whale)
Lineage: Eukaryota; Metazoa; Chordata; Mammalia; Artiodactyla; Physeteridae
Gene: ATP5PF
Product: ATP synthase peripheral stalk subunit F6
Biological process (GO): proton motive force-driven ATP synthesis
Molecular function (GO): proton transmembrane transporter activity
Source: RefSeq, a predicted model, not a curated record
UCCUCCUGUUUGGCUUCUGUCUCACCUAGAGCCGUCCGGUCGCCGACUGUCUCCGAGACGCUUCCUGUCCGUAACAGAAUCACCAUGAUUCUUCAGAGGCUCUUCAGGUUGACCUCUGUCAUUCAGUCUGCAGUCUCGGUCUCUUUGAGGAGGAACAUUGGUUUUACGGCAGUGGCAUUUAAUAAGGAACUUGAUCCUGUACAGAAACUCUUCGUGGACAAGAUUAGAGAAUAUAGAACUAAGCGACAGACAUCUGGAGGACCUGUUGAUGCUGGCCCAGAGUAUCAGCAAGAACUAGACAGGGAGCUUUUUAAGCUUAAGCAAAUGUAUGGUAAAGCAGACAUGAAUACGUUCCCUAACUUCACAUUUGAAGAUCCCAAGUUUGAAGUUGUCGAAAAACCACAGUCCUGAGGAAAUAAUGUAAAAUUUAUCUGGUAAUUUGUCCUAGAUUAAUUGUACAACUGAUCAGAAGUAACAGAAUAAACAUACAUUUCACAACUGUCAUAUGUUCUUUUAAUUCUGAUUUCAAAUAAAUUAUUUGGUGGUGUUGGGU